This is a messenger RNA of Quercus robur (English oak), 1299 nucleotides long. RefSeq lists its product as uncharacterized. The coding region runs from base 1 to 1299 and encodes 432 amino acids. The transcript is spliced from 3 exons. The record is from RefSeq and is a predicted model, not a curated record. NCBI's taxonomy places the organism in Eukaryota, Viridiplantae, Streptophyta, Magnoliopsida, Fagales, Fagaceae.
AUGGCGUCCGGAAAUGACUGGUGGCGGGCGAUCCAAGAGUAUGACUUUGAUGAUGCAUACUUCAACAACGUUGGUUCCAGCAUUGACUGUGAAUUUGAUGAUGAUGAUUGGACCAAUUCGGAUUCCGAACGUGAAGAAGAGGCAGAGUUUAAUUUAAUGAAUCCUAUAGUCGGGGAGAUGUAUGCGUAUAUGAAGCGGCAUUAUGAUAAACAACCAAUGCGUGCUAGUGCAUUGACUGGCAAGGCGUAUAUGGACGAGGUCACUGAAGGUAAUGCUAUGAACUGUUACGAGAUGUUCCGCAUGACACCUGAAUUACUAUUACAUUUAAUGGAUGAGUUGGCUCAACAUGGUUACUUGAGGGACGGACAUGGUGAGGUGAAUGCCACUCAGGCCAUGGCCAUGUUAUUGUACAUACUUGGACACAACACCUGCUUUAGAUGUGUUGCCGACAGGUUUCAAUACUCAACAGAAACCGUGUGUCGGCAUUUUCGUAAGGUGUUGCGAGCUGUCCACCACUACGCGAAGCAUUUAAUUAAACCUGAUCAAAAUGUCACAGGCCUCCUCGAACAUCUUCAAAGAUGUAUAGGAGCAAUUGAUGGAAUGCACGUGAGUGCCCGACCUCCUGCAAAUGAGACUCAAGCACAUAGGGACCGCAAAAGCCUUAUAACAACUAAUGUGUUGUGUAUGUGUAACAUGGACAUGCAGUUCACAUUUGUCCAUGGUGGGUGGGAGGGCAGUGUGAAUGACUCAAGAGUUUUCGAGGAAGCAAUCAAUGAUCGGAAGUAUGGAUUCCUAUGGCCACCAACAAGGUCGUACUACUUGUUAGAUUCGGGUCUACCAAUUGGCACUAGUUUUCUCCCCCCUCACAAGUCAACUAGGUACCAUGCGCAAGAAUUCAACUUAAGCGGUAGAUGGAUAACAUCAAAGAAAGAGUUGUACAACUACAGGCACUCGUCCUUACAGAUGGUUAUUGAGCAAUCCUUUGGAGUGCUGAAGGCCUGUUUCCCCAUUCUGAAUUUAAUGCCAAACUUCAAGCCAAUUAGGCAGCGGUACGUGGUUAUUGUGUGCUAUGCUCUACACAAUUUCAUACGCAUGAAUAAUCGGAGUGAUGAAUUGUUCAGAACAAAAGGGGAGAGUGAUGGCGAAGGCAGUGGAGAUGUUGGAGCAUCAACAAGCUCAGCGACCCAAAGGCAUGUACUAAAAAUGUCAAGUGCAUCAAAGAGAGCGAUGGGCCAAGUUAAGGACAAUAUAACUGACACAAUGUGGAAUGAUUAUGUUGCUCAUGGCAAUGUGAGAUGA